GCUACCGUGCGAGUCCCGCCUCACAGCAAAAACACCCUCAGUCUAGUCCGAGGCACUUGAGUUUGUGUUCUCUCUGUGCGGUUUUUCUUUGGAUGUGGCCAAUCACCGAAGAAAGGAGCGAAGUGAACAAACUGCAACACUCAAAGGCAUUUUGAACUGUUUGCUUUGCCACCAGCAAUAUAUUUUCGUCGACCGUUCCCCGUCAGCCUAACGUUAGCAUGAUGUCUUAUCUGAAGCAGCCGCCGUACACGGUCAACGGGCUGAGCUUAUCUACCUCCGGGAUGGACCUGCUGCACCCUUCCGUGGGCUACCCAGCGACUCCGAGGAAGCAGAGGCGGGAGAGGACUACUUUCACGCGCGCCCAACUGGAUGUUCUAGAGAACCUCUUCGCCAAGACUCGCUACCCAGACAUCUUUAUGCGAGAGGAGGUGGCUCUGAAAAUAAACUUACCAGAGUCUCGUGUACAGGUGUGGUUUAAAAACCGAAGGGCCAAGUGUCGCCAACAACAGCAACAAACUCAGAGUGGUGCCCAGAGCAAAGUUCGGCCCGUGAAGAAGAAGAGUUCUCCGGUGAGGGAGGUGAGCUCCGAAAGCGGGGCCAGUGGCCAGUUCACGCCGCCUUCAAGCACCUCCGUGCCGGCUAUCUCUAGCAGCACCGCCCCGGCGUCCAUUUGGAGCCCAGCGUCCAUCUCUCCGCUCUCUGACCCGCUCUCUACCUCCUCGUCUGCCUCCUGCAUGCAGCGAUCUUACCCCAUCACUUACACCCAGGCGUCUGGCUACAGUCAGAGCUAUACCGGCUCCACGUCUUACUUCGGAGGGAUGGACUGUGGUUCGUACUUGUCGCCUAUGCACCACCAGUUAACCGGUCCGAGCACAGGCUUGAGUCCCAUGGGCACGAAUGCAGUCACCAAUCACCUGAGCCCCCCCGCCUCCCUCUCUGCUCAGAGCUACGGAACCACGGGCCUGGGCUUCAGCGCUCCGACGGACUGCCUGGAUUACAAGGACCAAAGUGCUUCGUGGAAGCUCAACUUCAACGCAGACUGUUUGGAUUACAAAGAUCAGACAUCUUCGUGGAAAUUCCAGGUGUUGUGAAUGGCGCCGUGGAACACCGUCUGUUCGGGAAUUACACGCCACAGUCAUUUUAGAGACACACGAGGCCGUUAGCGAGGCCUGGAACGGUUUGGCCACGGGACUCACUGGCUUGUUCCUCCGAUAUAUGUUGUGCCUGCAUUUGCAAUUAAGAGAGAACUGUUCCCGAUGCAGAGGUCAUAA
Messenger RNA from Alosa sapidissima (American shad), 1271 nucleotides. RefSeq names its product orthodenticle homeobox 2b (gene otx2b). Gene Ontology annotation, cellular component: nucleus. The transcript has 3 exons. Gene Ontology annotation, molecular function: RNA polymerase II cis-regulatory region sequence-specific DNA binding; DNA-binding transcription factor activity, RNA polymerase II-specific. Lineage: Eukaryota; Metazoa; Chordata; Actinopteri; Clupeiformes; Clupeidae. Bases 219 to 1091 code for a protein of 290 amino acids. The record is from RefSeq and is a predicted model, not a curated record. Gene Ontology annotation, biological process: multicellular organism development; regulation of transcription by RNA polymerase II.